Molecule: messenger RNA, 1332 nt
Organism: Debaryomyces fabryi
Lineage: Eukaryota; Fungi; Ascomycota; Pichiomycetes; Serinales; Debaryomycetaceae
Gene: TYR1
Product: prephenate dehydrogenase (NADP(+))
Exons: 1
Coding region: 1-1332 (443 amino acids)
Biological process (GO): L-tyrosine biosynthetic process
Molecular function (GO): NAD+ binding; prephenate dehydrogenase (NADP+) activity; NADP binding
Source: RefSeq, a predicted model, not a curated record
AUGGUUGAAGUAACUGAUGUAGAAGUUAGUAAACUUCAAAAAACUAAAACAAUUGGUAUCAUUGGUUUGGGUGAUAUGGGAUACUUGUACGCAAGAAGAUUCAGUGAAGCAGGGUGGAAAGUAGUUGGAUGUGAUAGAGAAGAUUUGUUUGAAGAAACGAAGGCCAAAUUUGCCAAGGAGGACUUUGAGAUAUUAUUGAAUGGACAUUACGUUUCUCGUAUUUCAGACUAUAUAAUUUAUAGUGUUGAAGCUGAAAAUAUCAACAAAAUCGUUUCGCUUUAUGGUCAAUCUACUAAGUUCGGAGCUACAGUUGGGGGUCAAACAUCCUGUAAGCAACCGGAGAUUGAGGCGUUCGAGAAAAACUUGCCUCCAGAUACGGAUAUCGUGUCAUUACAUUCAUUGCAUGGGCCAAACGUUAACACCACCGGCCAGCCAUUAGUGUUGAUAAAGCAUAGGGCCUCAGAUGAAAGUUUUAGACUUGUCGAAUGUUUGGUGUCUUGUUUGAAAUCAAAAGUGGUUUAUUUAUCUGCAGAAAAACAUGAUAAAAUUACGGCUGAUACGCAGGCUGUUACGCAUGCAGCGUUCUUAUCAAUGGGUGUAGCAUGGAAGUCAAUUAAUCAGUACCCUUGGGAAACACCAAGAUGGGUAGGAGGAAUGGAGAAUGCAAAAGUGAAUAUAUCCUUAAGAAUAUUUUCUAAUAAAUGGCAUGUAUACGCGGGAUUGGCUAUAACCAACCCUUCUGCUCAUGAGCAGAUCGUUCAGUACUCACGUUCAGUGACUGAAUUGUACACAUUAAUGAUUCAAGGGAAAAAGGAAGAAUUGAAAACAAGAUUAUUCAAAGCCAAGGAAAGUGUAUUCAGGCAUAUAUCGGAUCAUAAUUUGUUGUUGGAUGAUGAUCUUUUACAAAACUUUUCAUUGAGCAAGGUACCGCCAGGAGGAAGACAAGCAAACUCACAUUUAUCUUUAUUGUCAAUAGUGGACAGUUGGUUCAAGUUAGACAUAAUUCCAUACGAUCAUAUUAUUUGUUCUACUCCAUUAUUCAGAAUAUUUUUGGGUGUUACCGAAUACUUAUUUUGCACUCCAGGUUUAUUGGACGAAUGCAUAGAAGAUGCGGUUAAAGAUGUAACAUUUAGACAAGAUGACCUAGAAUUCACAAUUGCUGCUAGAACAUGGGCAAGUAUCAUAUCAUUCGAAAAUUUUAAGCUAUAUAAAAAGGAAUUCGAAGAAACGCAAGCCUUCUUCCAACCAAUGUUCCAAGAAGCUAAUGCUGUAGGAAAUGAAAUGAUUAAAACUAUAUUACAAAGAGUACAAGAAAGAGAAUCUAAAGAGUAG